GGUGGAAAAAAUAAAAUAAAAAAAAAUCACUGGCUUAGCCCUUUAAAGAUAAAAGGGAAUUGCUCCCUCCCACAGUAUUUUUAGUAAAGCUGCUCUAAAAGUUUGCUUCCUUCCAGCCUUUGCAUCUCUACAGGUUUCCCUCUCUCUUUUCUUUUUUUUUUCUUCUUCUUCCUUUUUUUUUUUUUUAUAUCUGCCCUCCUAAAACAACAGGAAUGCUGCACUGGCCCUCCGCCAGCAAAGGCUCAGCGAGCAGGGUAAAAUUUCAGUUCAGAUUUACGGGAAGGUGUUGGGAGUAAAAAUCUGGUUCGGUGAGUUUAAGGCAAGGGAGUAGCCAGGAGACAACCUUGCUACUGUGAGCGCAGGGAGAAAGGGAGGAGGAGGAGGAGGUGGGGGGAAGAAAAAAAAAAAAAACCCGACCCAUACUGGGGGGGAGAUACCAAUUUUUCCUCUCUCGGAGUUUCGGCGUGCUGCUGAGCUCCGGCAGCGCUAUCAGGACUGCAGGCUGGAAGCGGGGCGUGCGAGCGCAGUGCAGCACAGGAAUGUGCGGCUUAGGGCAGAGGCUUUGGCUGAGCCACUGCUAAUCGCACGGCUUUCUCCCCACAUCGGACUUCUCAAAAACUCUUAAAAAAAAAAAAAAAAAAAUUGCAUAGAGCCAAGAGAGGAGGUUAAGGCUCGGAGAGCGGUUGCUCCAAGUGGCAGCGUCGUGAGGAGUUGCUCAACCCUCCUCGCAUAGCGGUGGGGCAGGAGGAAAAAUGCGUUAGGUCGCUGCCCCGAAGCUUGGCCUUUCCGUGCAUGGUGCCGAGAGCGGCUGCGGGUGCACCGGGGCUCCAGGUUUUAUCGGGUUUUGAAUGAGUUUGACAUCAUGACUGCUGAGGACUCCACUGCAAGGAUGAGCAACGAUUCCUCCAACAUGGCUGCCACGAAAGUCCCCGAAGGUGUAGCCGGUGCGCCCAACGAGGCGGCUCUGCUGGCGCUGAUGGAGCGCACCGGAUACAGCAUGAUCCAGGAGAACGGGCAACGCAAGUACGGCGGCCCUCCUCCUGGCUGGGAGGGCCUGCACCCUCCUCGUGGCUGCGAAGUCUUCGUGGGCAAAAUCCCCCGUGACGUCUAUGAAGACGAGCUCGUCCCCGUGUUCGAGUCCGUCGGCCGCAUCUACGAAAUGCGCCUGAUGAUGGACUUUGACGGGAAGAACCGCGGCUACGCCUUCGUGAUGUACACGCAGAAGCACGAGGCGAAGCGGGCUGUCAGGGAGCUGAACAACUACGAGAUCCGCCCUGGCAGGCUGCUGGGUGUGUGCUGCAGCGUGGACAACUGCCGGCUCUUCAUCGGAGGCAUUCCCAAAAUGAAGAAGAGAGAGGAGAUUCUGGAGGAGAUCGCCAAGGUGACAGAAGGCGUGCUGGAUGUCAUCGUGUACGCGAGCGCUGCAGACAAGAUGAAGAACAGAGGCUUUGCCUUUGUGGAGUACGAGAGCCACCGAGCGGCUGCGAUGGCCAGGAGGAAGCUCAUGCCGGGAAGGAUCCAGCUGUGGGGACACCAAAUUGCUGUUGACUGGGCAGAACCAGAAAUCGAUGUGGAUGAAGAUGUCAUGGAGACUGUUAAAAUCCUCUAUGUGAGGAACUUAAUGAUUGAGACCACAGAGGACACCAUUAAAAAGGUCUUUGGGCAGUUUAACCCCGGCUGUGUAGAGCGGGUGAAAAAAAUACGUGAUUACGCCUUUGUGCACUUUACAACCAGGGAAGAUGCCAUCCAUGCCAUGAACAACCUCAAUGGUGUGGAACUGGAAGGCUCGUGCCUGGAGGUUACCUUGGCCAAGCCGGUGGACAAGGAGCAGUACACUCGCUACCAGAAAGCAGCGAAAGGAGGGGCCGCAGCAACACCCGAAGUAGCUCAGCAACCUAAUUAUGUUUACUCUUGUGAUCCGUACACACUAGCGUAUUAUGGAUAUCCGUACAAUGCCCUGAUCGGGCCCAACAGAGAUUACUUUGUGAAAGCAGGCAGCAUACGAGGCAGAGGGCGAGGUGCAGCUGGCAACAGAGCCCCCGGACCCCGGGGCUCCUAUCUGGGGGGGUACUCCGCCGGACGUGGCAUAUACAGCAGAUACCAUGAAGGCAAAGGAAAACAGCAGGAAAAAGGAUACGAGCUGGUACCCAACCUGGAAUUACCUGCCGUCAACCCAGUGGCCAUUAAGCCUGGUGCAGUGGCCAUCCCUGCGAUCAGUGCCCAGUACUCCAUGUUUCAGGCCGCACCACCAGCCAAGAUGAUGGAAGAUGGCAAGAUCCACGCAGUUGAGCACAUCAUCAACCCUAUUGCCGUCCAGCAGGACCCAGCCAGUGCAGCAGCUGCUGCAGCAGCCGCAGCCGCAGCUGUAAUACCGGCUGUGUCAACGCCUCCCCCCUUCCAGGGCCGCCCCAUAACGCCAGUGUACACCAUGGCCCCCAAUGUGCAGAGGAUCCCCGCUGCUGGCAUUUAUGGGACAAGUUACGUGCCAUUCGCGGCGCCUGCUGCAGCAACGGCGACGAUAGCCACGCUACAGAAGAACGCGGCCGCCGCUGCCGCCGCUGCUGCUGCUGCCUAUGGAGGAUAUGCUGGCUACAUGCCUCCGGCGUUCCCGGCUGCCACCAUCCAGGUGCCCAUCCACGACGUCUACCAGACGUACUGAGACUGUCGGCACGGAGGGCGGCAGAGAAACAAACACUGAAGGAACACUUUACUAUUUAUGAAGAACGUGCCUGCUGCAAAACAGUAAUGCCUGGACUCUGUAAACUGAUGCAGAACCUGAAAGUGAAGAAUGUCACGGAAAAAAACGUGUUUGAAAUGUUUUCUACGCUUGAAGUUUUCACUAACUUUUUUAGGCUAUUUUUAAAAUUUAACACGCCUGUAUUCAUACAUUUCUAAAUGACCUCAAUGCAUUGAGCCCAUCACUUAUGUGCAUUUAUACGCAUCAUAGUGGGGUUGCAUAAGGUCUUUUUUUUUUUAGCAGUUAUAUUUUCAAUAUAUUUGUGGUAUGAAGGUUAUUUUUUAGUAACUUCUGCACUCCAGAGAUGUCUAUUUUGUAGUGCCUUUAAUAAUAUAUCAGCUAUAUAUUAAAAAGCACACCUGAGCAGCUAGGGAAAGUUUAAACAAUAUAUUUUGAAGAAUAUAUUCAAUAUUUAAAGAAUAUGUACCUUAGAUUUUUUUUUUUAAGAAAAUAAAAAACAGCAAGUAUCUUAUUUAAAAAAUGUUAUACUGGAAAGUGCAAUUUGAAAAAUGUGCAAGACCUCUGCAUUUUUGUGCUGGCAUUAAUACAAUCUGUUAUCAUUUGAAAUCAAAAGUACUAGUAUUGUCUUUUUGGAAAGAAAAGAAAAAAAAAAGCCUCCUCACACAGAUCUCUUCACAGUGUGAUUAGCAGGCUUAGAAUAAGCAAAGGAAAGGCUCUGAGUUUUCCUUAAGAACUGGAUUUUCUAUUUAUUGAAGCUACCUGUAGUUCAAAAGCACGUGCAGAAACGAGCACCUGAUAUUUCGUGCAAGGUGUCUUGACUUCAAUCUUCAUCCAGUAUAAAACCUAGGCUCUUUUUAAAUGCUCUUUAUUUUAUUCUUUGAAGUAAAUGCUGUAGUGACUGAGAAUGUACGCUGUUGUAGGCAAGAGCACGCCUGCUCCUGCCAGCAGGACGCGCAGUGCUGCUUACCCAUAGCUUCAUCAUGUUCUGUGAGAAAUUUCCGAGGUACUAGGGGUGGUAGUGAUACUGGAAUUAAUACAGCAGGGCUGGCAUCCCUCCCAGCCUCCCUUCCACACUCGACUCCAGUUCUCUGCACCUGGAGUUACACAUGCACAUCAGGGAUGGGAGGGAUUGGACCUGAUGAUUUUAAGAUGUAAAGGUUGUAAAUAUACAUUUUAAAAGUCAUUUUAUGUUGCAAAUUUACAUGGUAUGUGGUUUGCCACAAAACAAAGGCAGUUUAUUUCGAUGUUAUAAAAAAAAGUUUGUUUUAUUAAGAAGUAAAUAUAUUAUUGCAGUGUUUUGUGGCCUGUUUAAAGGCUUUUAUUUAGUAGUGCAGUGAAUGUAAAGUAUAGUAAAAUGUUAAAGAAAUAUCUUGCCCAUAUGAUGAAGAAUGUCAGCUCUGCAAACACAACUCCAGUGAAAGGAGGUGUGAAGCAGGGACUGAGUAAACCAUUUUGCUUUGCUUUUUAUGGUAUAAAUACCAACUGAAGGGGUUUCAUAUAAAGUAUAUUUUGACAACUGAACCACUUCCAGAUCACCUCCAGCUCAGUAAAGUGACCUUCUAAUGCAUAUUUUUCUUGCCUCAAAAUUGAGCGGUUGUUUUUUAGGUGCUCUUACUCAGCAAAGCUGAGCUCUAUUUAAAACUGUCCAACUGCUAUCAGAAGCACUGUGAGGAAGUUAACCAUUAAGUCGGACUCUGCCCCUCUGUGCCCCCUCCCUGGAGGCUUUCAUUGUCUGUCCCAGAGCUUUUGGAAACGCAACCCUUAGCCCCAAAACCUGAAGGCCCUGCCUGUUUUUAGGGUGAGAGGAGGCGAAGCAGGCAAGGCCUUCUCGGAAGAUCCCGGUAGGGGUGCUCAAAAAGUGCUGGGGGCUCCCGCUAAGGCCUUGUACAGCUCAAUACUAAAUGCCACCAUGGGUUGCAGCACAUCUCAAUGGCCUCCAGGCACAGUGGGCUCUGCUGUUCCCUUUCCAGCCCCUCCACCACAACCACGGCCAACUCAGAGGAGGGAUGAAGGGUGAUGGCCCUCCCACCCAUCCUCUCCCCACUGGUUCCUGUUGCUUUCAGCAGGGACAGAAAGGAACCCAAAGAGGGUAAGCCUCCAGGCCACCACACCAAGGCAGGAGUAGGCAGGACGUGGGGGCCGCAGCCUCCCGCCCCCGUCUUUUCCGCUUGCUUCUGAACCAUUUCAUGUACACUACUACUGAGGUAAGUCUGAUAACUUGAAAUGUGAACAUCUUUAGGUUAAGAACAAACUAUUCAAAGAAAUAUAUAUAUAUAUUAAAAAAAAAAAAAAAAAAAAAACUAGCGUGCCUUAUUCUUGAAAGAGCUGAUAUUUUAGGUGUUUUAUUGUAUCUCUGUUUUCUGUACUGUCGGAAGCCUCUGAGUUUAUUUAGUUCUUGCUCUAUUUACGGUACAUUUCUAGGAUGUAGUGAAUAAAGCAUUCUU
Molecule: messenger RNA, 5142 nt
Organism: Cygnus olor (mute swan)
Lineage: Eukaryota; Metazoa; Chordata; Aves; Anseriformes; Anatidae
Gene: RBM47
Product: RNA binding motif protein 47
Exons: 5
Coding region: 863-2659 (598 amino acids)
Cellular component (GO): nucleus
Molecular function (GO): mRNA binding
Source: RefSeq, a predicted model, not a curated record